CGCACGCUAAAAUCCGGCAUUGCGACGGUGCGCUGUUGACAUGUCAGCACAUGGCAAGAAAAAGAGAGAGGGGAAGGCCGAGCUUCUAUUCCGCGCUUUUCUCUGACCUCUCUCUCUCUCUCUCUCCCUCAGAAAUGGAAUUUCUUCCUCCGGGGCGCCGGGAUUCCCGCCUCUUGAGUGCUGCACAAACCCCAUUCUCUCUCUCUUCCCUCUCUUCCACCAUUACGGCUCCGAAUCACCACCCCCAAAUCUCUCGUUCCUCCUGGAUCUGUUGACUUUGAUUUCUUGCGAUUUCUGAUCAUGGUUCCGUCUUCGGUUGCAUUGGGCUUGGAUGUUUAGAGGCAGACGCUAUUGUGAAUAGGGAAUUUUGCUGGGAAUAGGGAGAACAAUGUCGUCGAAGACUGACCGGAUGGUCCCUCUGGGAGUGCUGCUGAAGCGAGAGUCAACAAUCGAGAAGAUUGAGAAUCCAGACAUCUCUCAUGGCCAGGCUAACCAGAGCAAGAAAGGCGAGGACUUCACAUUGUUGAAGACUGAAUGCCAGAGGGUACCAGAUGACGGGGCUACUACAUUCUCCGUCUUUGGGCUAUUUGACGGACACAAUGGAUCUGCAGCUGCUAUAUACUCUAAGGAGAAUCUCUUAAACAAUAUUUUGGCUGCUAUUCCUUCAGAUCUUAGCAGGGACGAUUGGCUAGCUGCCUUGCCAAGGGCUUUGGUUGCAGGGUUCGUCAAAACUGAUAAAGAUCUAAAAGAUAAAGGACAACCUUCAGGAACAACUGUUACAUUUGUGAUAAUAGAUGGAUGGGUCGUAACUGCAGCAUCAGUUGGUGAUUCACGCUGCAUAUUUGAGUCUGCUGAAGGUGCAAUUUAUAAUUUGUCAGCAGAUCAUAGACUGGAAGCCAAUGAAGAGGAGAGGGACCGAAUAACAGCAAGUGGGGGUGAAGUUGGUAGACUAAAUACAGGUGGUGGUGCAGAGAUUGGUCCCCUAAGAUGUUGGCCAGGCGGCUUGUGCCUUUCAAGAUCUAUUGGAGAUAUGGAUGUUGGCGAGUUCAUUGUUCCUAUCCCCUAUGUAAAGCAAGUGAAGUUGUCUACUGCUGGAGGUCGAUUGAUCAUCUCAAGUGAUGGUGUUUGGGAUGCUUUGAGUUCUGAAGUGGCUCUAAGCUGUUGUCGUGGGAUGCCCCCAGAUGCUGCUGCUGCGCAAGUUGUUAAAGAAGCUGUACAGUUAAAGGGACUUCGAGAUGAUACUACUUGCAUUGUUGUUGAUAUAGUACCACCUGAGAAGAUGGCCCCUCCUGCACCACCACCAAAGAAGGCAGGGAAAGGGGUGUUCAAAUCCAUGUUCCGCAGAAAGUCUUCUGAGUCGUCGUCUCAGCCUGAAGACUUUCCUGAACCGCCAGAUUUGGUGGAGGAAAUGUUUGAGGAAGGAUCUGCUGUACUUGCUGAAAGGUUAGAUACAGAGUAUCCCCUAUGCAACAUGUUCAAGUUGUUCAUGUGUGCAGUUUGUCAAGUAGAGAUGAAGCCCGGAGAAGGCAUUUCGGUACAUGCUGGCUCAUCACUUCCUGGAAGAUUGCGUCCCUGGGAUGGUCCCUUCCUAUGCGCAAGCUGCCAAGCAAAGAAAGAAGCCAUGGAAGGUAAAAGGCCGUUAGGAGAUGGCGUAAGACAUAGUACUGGAAGUGAAUAGCCACUCCCCUCACCAGCCACAUUGUGCAUAUAAAUUGGCGCUAACAGUGGUAUUAGAGCUGACCAGUAUGGUAAAUUCAGAGCCCAAACAUUAAUUAUGUUCUCGUUCACACAUGACUGGUGUGAGCAUGCGGAUCCAUUCGGACAGCUAUUCCAGGAUUGAAUAUUGCAGAGACACAUGUAUCCAUUUGCUGAUCUCUCGAAUUUACUGGGCUGAGUUGAACAAGUCAGGAUCUGAGCUUCAUUCCAUCAAAAAGCUGUAUUCUUUGUGGGAGCAUACAAUGAGCUUCCCCUGACAGAUUUCCAGCCAUUGAUGAGUUCUCACUUGUGCAGUACCUCCCAAAAAAGGGUUUGACAUAACUCUCUUCUUUCUAGGCUUGCUUCCAUUCAUGCGUGUAUCAUUUCUGAUAGAGUUUGAUUGAGGGAAGCCUUCAUUGAUUGUAAUAUUAUGAUAGAGAGUUGGGUGGAAGUAUCUACAAAAUUCCAGCCCAACUCAAGAAAUAUAUGUUGAAUAGUGGUUGCUACAAACCCAACAUGUUGAACGAUUAAGCCAUGCACUCAAGAUUUUUUAAUUCAUUUUCGAACACUUGGUAGGAAAAGAAAUGAUUUCAACUUGCAUGUAUAAGA
Molecule: messenger RNA, 2304 nt
Organism: Magnolia sinica
Lineage: Eukaryota; Viridiplantae; Streptophyta; Magnoliopsida; Magnoliales; Magnoliaceae
Product: probable protein phosphatase 2C 12
Exons: 10
Coding region: 389-1678 (429 amino acids)
Biological process (GO): protein dephosphorylation
Molecular function (GO): protein serine/threonine phosphatase activity
Source: RefSeq, a predicted model, not a curated record